UCCGCAAGGAUGAAUUGUGAUAGUACCCAAACCCUCACAAAUAAAGUCAAUCUAGAUAAUAAGUUUGAACCUUAUAUUUUAGUUGAAGAUAAAAUUUCGGGACUUUUUGAGAAACCCAAAACACAUAAAAUUUCUUUCAAUUAUGACGACGCAGCAAGUCCUAAAAAGACAGUUUUCGGGGGUAUUAACUGUACUAACGGCUUUGCAGCAGCCAUUUUCAAUGCCUAUAACUAUCACAAACAUUUAUGUUUAAGUCCUGAUGAUAUUUGGAAUACCAUUGUUCAAGGCGUUAGUCAUCAUAUUAAUUAUAAUUUGGAGAAGUUCCGUCACAGAUUUGUUAAACAUGAAGGAAAAAAAGAAAUUGAUGUUUAUGUUGGCGAUGUCGUAUCUGAAAAGACUCUUAAAGGUGAUUGGCGAGAAGCUGUAAAUAGACUUGUCAAGAAAACUGAUGAACAUGUGGAAAAAAUUGAACUUAAAGAAUUAUUAGAAUGUAAUUUUUCAACAACAACUUCAACCAGCUUAACAGCAAGCCGUAUUGUAUUAUUAGAUACGGUUAAGGCAUACUUCCAGUAUAAAGUCUCAACUAUUUGUGGAAUUCCAAAAGUUACACUUGAGGGAACUCUCGAUGAUUGGAAUAAGCUUCAAGAAAAAGUUAGUCAAUUAAGAAAAUUAAAUUUAGAGCUUGAUUUUUGGUUAGAUCGUCUUGAACCUGUGAUUUGGAAAUUAGUAGAAACUUAUCGUGGUGAGGUUGAUGAAGAUUUUUGGGGCAGGAUCAUUAAUAUAAAUACAGUAUUCGGUUCAGGAGGAGGUACUUUUAUUUCAGGGUGGAUGUUAGCUUUCUUUCCUUAUGAUCGUUCAGCAAGGACUUUGCCAUACCACAAUAUGGAAAUUCCUGAUAUUCCCGAUGGCAUGAUUCAAGUUCCUUUUACUAUUGAUACUGGUUACUCUUUGAAAUUUAUAGCUGGGUUUGUCGGUGCUAAUCAAGAGAUGCUUAAAAAUUCUAAUGAAUCGGUUGUUUCUCCUGUGAUCGGAUGGUUUAUUACUGAUAAUGUGGAUGAUAAGAGCGAUUAA
Molecule: messenger RNA, 1071 nt
Organism: Racocetra persica
Lineage: Eukaryota; Fungi; Glomeromycota; Glomeromycetes; Diversisporales; Gigasporaceae
Source: the annotation of a GenBank genome assembly